CGCAGAGUGUCAAACAAGAGCGGACGAAAAUAUUGAUACCCCAGUGGAGUUGAGGCGCGAUUUUUAUUUAUCUCAUCGAAGCAACCACACCAAAUUGCUGACCGAAGGAGUGUCCGCCGAUUUCCGUUCGAACGUUUUUUCCGGAAAAGUGGAAGUGGUCUCGCGAGUGCCAGUGAUCUGUGCCAGAACCGGAACCGAGGGGACAGAAAUGGACAGUUAUGUUACGUUGGCCAACGUUAACAACCUGAUCAACACAAACCACAAAAGUGACUCAAAAUCGUUAAAUGUCGAUCCGAAACCUCCACCGAACGUAGAUUCCGAUGAUCCGGAAGAUAAUCUAUCCCCAGCCCAACCACCUGUUUCAUCAUGCCCGAUCGAAACGGUGCCUACUGCAACCUCCACCGCUGCUCCAAAAUCACAUUGCAACUCAGCGGCGAAAGCCCCCCUCCCGCACAAACUGAUCGAUCCCAGUCUGCAGCAGAUUCCGACGGAGGAACUGCUCGGAUCGGUCACCACCUUUUACCCGAGCGGUGACGCCGAGUGCGGUCAUGCCCUGCGGACCAGCGCCCGGGUCAUCCACAAGAUGCGAAUGGAUUCCAUUCGGGGCAGUACGCCACCUCCCGGGGACAAGAAAGAGGGCGGCACCGGUGCAGCGGGAGGCAAAGGUGGGGCGGGGACCGGUGCCGGAUGUCAGUCUAAAACGCCCAACCAACAGAAACCGGUCCGGGUGGUUUGGGGCAAUCAGGACAAAAACCUGUUCUUCGAAGCACUGAACGAGUGCGGAAAGGAUUUCGAAGGGAUUGUGAACUACUUGAACACGAAGAAGCGCCGGAAGGAGGGGAAUAACGAUAUGGUGUUCAAGGUGAAGGAUGUUAGGCAUCUGUACUAUCAGUUCAACCAGAAGGUGAGCAAGUAUUUGCACUUUUCUGAUGAGGUGAAGAAGGAAGCACAGGAAUUGUACGGGUUGAUCAACUACGGUGAAAUGCGGAAGAAGGUUCCGUUUCAGAACAAGAAGUACUUCCACAAACUGAAGGAUCUGGUUUACAAGGGAGCGGUUAUGAUUCGGGAGAAGGGUCGGAAUAUUAGGAUUAAGACUCCGUCUUGCCGAGCGCUGAGGAAGCUCAAUCAACUGGAAGAGUGGCAGGAGGAAAUCCGGUUGCCUCCACGUGUGGACGUGUUCAUGAAACCGGCCACGGUUGCAGCGUGGGGUCGAGUCCAAACGUUGGCGCAGAAUCCCCGGGUGAGGAUCUCGGUAACGCUGCAGAAGAGGGUGUCGACGUUGCUGCAACUACUGCAAGCAAAAUGGCGACAUCAGGAUGUUCGGUUGAUGGAGAGAGUAUCGAGCUUGAAGACCACCAAUAUGGUGGCUUCUUCGAAGACAGCUCGCCAGAAAGCGGGUCAUGAACUGGAACUGUGCACUAGGAUGGCCGUCGAGACGGCGGACGACGAAGGACUGAAGAUCAUGCGAUUGACGCCGUCGAAAGACGCGGUCAUUCACAGGCCGAUGGUAAAUCUCACGGAGUUUCUGAGCAGUUACAGUAUUUGUUUGAACUCCUACGAACAAAGGAUCGGAGCCAAGGUUCGAGGGGAGGCGUUGUGCGCGGAGAAGUUGAAUAGCGUCAAGGAGAAGAUGGGAGCAAACUCGAAACGGCAACGACAUGACAGCAAUUCGGAGAAGCACAGUCCCGAUGGGAAGAAGGUUAAAACCGAGACCAAGGAGAUUAAGGAGGAGAAGCUGGUUGAUGGCGGUGUGGUCACAAGUUUGUCGGAUGUGUUGAAGUCCCCAAACGCUUCCUGCGAGAUGAUGGAGACAUCGAAGGAAAUCGAUGGAAGCGAUUGCGAAGGUAAUCCAACGGGUGUUGUUGGCGACACACCUGAUUUAAAAAGUCCGGAAUCAGACGAUUUAAUGAAAUUGUCGGGGGUCAGUAGGAUAAAGCAGGAGCCUGAUUCGACGCAUGGUGACAACUCGAAUGACGGAAUCCUAUCGGAAAACGAGCAGCCAAAGCAAAUAAAAAUGGAGGAAGCACCAGCAGGAAACGAGCCAACGGCCAAUCACGAAGAUCUCAUCAAAACGACAGUGAAACGGAAAGAACCACGGGAGAAAUGUAGCAAGCGAAAGGACUCGAAAGCGGGUGCGGGAGGGAUAAACAAUUCGCAUUUUCGUCCGAUGAUCUCCGAGGAGACGAUUCAGAAGAUCCGCGAAGGUUGGACCGUUCAGAGCGUGGGGGAUAUUACGGUGGGGGACUUGUACAUAAUGUUCGGCGAGGAGAAUAAGCUUCAUUUGGAGUAUCUGUGGGAGAUGCCCAAGGAGCCCAAGGUUGAAGUGGCGGCGGCAGUUGCGGCGGAAACUAGCGAUACGGUGGACGGGUUACAGCCGGAUCGAGUGGACCAAGCACAGCAAUAUCCCGAGGGAAGUUUUACGCCCGUUCUGAGCAAUAAUUUCACGAUGAGCCUCAGUGGGCGUUUGAAGCAGCUGCUACAGAUUGCCCAGCUGAAUGAAAAAACGGGUAAACGGCGAUGUCCGUGUGGCCACGUUUGCGAUCGACGAAAUAAGAUUGCGGAUACGCUGAACAGUGCGGCAAUUUUGAACGAUCAACUGCUGUUCAAACAACCGAUGGUGCCAACCCGGACGAAUUCUGGAGCCACGCUGGCCAACUGUAACGUUCUCCCAUCGCCGCACAUGCGCUACAAACAAUCCCGCUGGUGGCGAAUGCGCGUCAAUCGCCACCAGCAGCCCUCGCAAAGACUGAUGUUCUCGAAUGGAACCCCGCCCUACCCGCAGAAUCGUCUCAACCAGAACAACAACAUCUACGCCAAUGCUUCCAAAACGACCAACGGAAGCCACCCGCCAGCCACAGUUCCUACGUCACCCCAGCAGAUUCGCCUGUCGUCCAGUUCAACCAGCACGUCUUCCUCCUCCUCCUCGUCAUCGACCACCGCCAGUGGCAGUGCCUCCAAAAGUGCCACCCUCAAAUCCAACGAUGACGAUCAACUGACCCAACUGUUGGAGGACAAAAUUACCAGCAUCAGCGGUAGUGGUCCCGGUUCGUCAAAGACCAUGACCUCGGAUUCGGCCACCCUAAUCGACGAUGGCAGCUGCCUGAGUCUGUUCGACAUAUCGCUGCCUUCGACGUCAUCGACGAUGAUGGCCGAUCUGAUGAGUGGGGCCUCGUCAUCGGGACCUCCCGGUGAGAACAGUAACUGCACGACGCUUUCGGCAAGCCGUAUUCUGAGGGAAUCGCCCGUCGAUGGGAAGCUGAUCGACACCGACAUCAAUGACAUCUCGCUGAGCAGCUUCCUGGGCCAUCUGGACGCGGUGUACCAAAGCGAAACUCCGACCGCCAGGAAGAGAGCAUCCGAUCAAAUGAACAUCAGUAUUAUCAGCGAAUCGAGCGUGGACUACAUCGCCCGGUUCGAGGACAUAGCUGCCGAACUGCGGGCCCAACAGGAGCAAGACUCCGCGUAGGGCGUCCGUCUACAGGGAUUUUCGGGAUCCAACCCAGUACCAUACACCAACACAUACAUACAUACAUAUUUACUCUUAUACACGGUAGAGACGCCAAUCUGUAGGCGGAUACGCAUAUACGUAGCAGCAGUAAUUAUUAGCUUCCAGUUUUCUUUUCCGUUAGGUACGACGAAUGACCUUUUUGGCUACCACUUUCAUUACUGUUCACGUUGUUAACUUAUUAUCUAUUUGUCACGCUCGCACAAUUUGUCUCGGAUGGAAGUGAUUAUUAGUAGUACUGCAGAAAACGCAAGCUUUAUGACGAUUCUUGUUCUCUUUAGGAUAGAGACGUCUCAUUACGAUUACUUUAGGUUUUAUUCUUUCAGCGGUAAAAGCCACGCACGAUAUUAGAGGAGAAUGAUUAUUUAAAGUUGAUACUUUUUUGUCUUGAAAAAAAUAUAUAAUAAUCUCGUUUCAUUAUAGCAGAAUGCAAA
This is a messenger RNA of Aedes aegypti (yellow fever mosquito), 3939 nucleotides long. It is a transcript of the gene crm, whose product is annotated as protein cramped. The record is from RefSeq and is a predicted model, not a curated record. Gene Ontology annotation, cellular component: nucleus. The transcript is spliced from 5 exons. Lineage: Eukaryota; Metazoa; Arthropoda; Insecta; Diptera; Culicidae. Gene Ontology annotation, molecular function: chromatin binding. Bases 209 to 3466 code for a protein of 1085 amino acids. Gene Ontology annotation, biological process: pattern specification process.